AGCGCCCACCCCCGCCUGCCAGCAUCCUGCCUCCCGCUGCCACCACCCCCCCUCCCCCAGGAAGAGACGGCAGAGGGGCCGGGACCCAGCAAUGGUGCUCGCUGCCCCGACGGCCCCCGCAGCUCCUCCGCCCCUCCCGGCUUCCUGCAGCGGCUCCGCACCUGCUGACAGCGGCCGCCGCCCCGGGGAAGGAGCUCCGAGCGCCUCCCGGAGCUAAGAGCCGCCGUCUCCAGCCAGGUCAACUAGAAGACUUUUGAAAAUUAUCCACUUUCUGAUGUUCAUAGUAAACCAUGGCGACUGAUGACAAAGUUGCCAUUUUGACUGAUGAUGAAGAGGAGCAGAAGAGAAAGUAUGUUCUUGCUGAUCCUUUUAAUGGUAUUUCCAGGGAACCAGACCAGCAACCUGCAAAUGAAACCCCUUCCUCAACAGAAACUUCCACUAUCCCAGAAGAAGAAAUAGACUGGAUCGAGAAACACUGUGUUAAAAUAAACAACGAUCUUCUUAUUUCAAAGGUCUUUUAUUUUUUCUUUUACUCUGCAUAUGGCUCUCUUUAUCCACUUUUACCUGUGUACUAUAAACAGCUGGGCAUGUCACCCAGUCAGAGUGGACUAUUAGUGGGCAUUAGAUAUUUCAUUGAAUUCUGCAGUGCCCCCUUUUGGGGUGUAGUUGCUGACCGCUUUAGGAAGGGCAAAAUUGUCCUCCUCUUUUCACUUUUAUGUUGGGUUUUAUUCAAUCUUGGCAUAGGAUUUGUCAAACCAGCUACCUUGAGAUGUGUACCAAAGAGCCCACCUACAGUGCAUCCCACCAACGGGAGCCAUCUUUUAACUACUAUUCCACCAAAUUCUUCAGUCAUCCCUCCCCUUACCAUAGUCCAUGCCACACCACCAAAAGCUCUGGAGAAAAGGAAUUCACUUGCUGAUUUGAUGUUAGAAAAUGAGUUAACCAGCCCUGGACUUGUUUCUCCUUCCCCAGCUGAUGACACAGCAGUCAUAGUUACUGUUAAGACUCCAACAGCUCUAACUACUAACAGUUCUAUGCUCUUAAUCCAGAACAUAAGCACGACAAUGAUUCCCACUGUAGCUGGUAAUCUCACCAAAGUGACGGCCACCCCUUCUCUCACCACCAAAGUAUCACCAUCGGACCAGCGUACUCUUGUUUAUGAUCAGCAAGAAGUAGAAGCGAUAUUUUUGGUGAUCCUGUUGGUUGUCAUCAUAGGAGAGUUUUUUAGUGCAUCCUCUGUCACCAUUGUGGACACAGUCACACUACAGUAUCUGGGAAAACACAGGGAUCGAUAUGGAUUACAACGCAUGUGGGGUUCUCUGGGCUGGGGAUUGGCCAUGCUCUCAGUGGGAAUAGGUAUUGAUUACACUCACAUAGAUGUUCUAAUUGAUGGCCAAGGGUGUAAGCCCCCUGAGUACAGGAACUACCAGAUAGUCUUCAUCGUUUUUGGGGUCCUGAUGACCAUGGCUUUGAUAGUGGCUACUCAGUUCCGCUUCCGCUACAGCCAUUUCAAAAGUAAUAACAACAAAGGGAAAGAGGUGGAAAUCCCUCAGGUGGAGAGAAACAAUUCUACGGAAUCCUCUGAAGACACACCGACCAGCUCCAGUCAGUCUCAAGCAUUCAGUUUUUGGGACCUGAUUAAGCUGCUUUGCAGUGUACAGUAUGGCUCAGUGUUGUUUGUGGCAUGGUUUAUGGGUUUUGGCUAUGGAUUUGUAUUCACUUUCCUCUACUGGCAUUUGGAAGACCUCAAUGGCUCAACAACCCUAUUUGGUGUCUGCUCUGUCCUGAGUCAUGUUUCGGAACUGACUGCUUAUUUCUUUAGUCACAAGCUUAUUGAACUCAUUGGCCACAUCAGGGUUCUGUAUAUUGGCCUGGCCUGCAACACAGCUCGUUAUAUUUAUAUCUCCUAUUUGGAAAAUGCUUGGACUGUUCUCCCAAUGGAAGUCCUUCAAGGUGUGACCCACGCGGCUAUCUGGGCUGCCUGCAUUUCCUAUCUCAGUGCGGCUGUGCCUCCAGAAUUGAGGACAUCAGCGCAGGGAAUCCUUCAGGGACUUCAUCUGGGUUUGGGAAGAGGAUGCGGAGCAAUGAUUGGUGGAGUUUUAGUCAAUUACUUUGGUGCUGCUGCAACUUUCAGAGGGAUUGGAAUGGCCUGCCUAGUGAUCCUCUUGCUCUUUGCCCUGAUACAGUGGCUUGCGGUCCCAGAUGAGGAAGAAGAUAAGACAAUGCUAGCAGAGAGGAUCCCUGUUCCUUCCAGUCCGGUCCCCAUAGCAACUAUUGACUUGGUGCAGCAGCAGACAGAAGAUAUCAUGCCUCGCCUUGAACCCAGACUUCCUCCCAAGAAAACCAAACACCAGGAAGAACAGGAAGAUGUGAACAAGCCUGCGUGGGGGGUCAGCUCCUCUCCAUGGGUCACUUUUGUCUAUGCGCUUUAUCAAAUUAAAGAGAUGAUACAACUAACCAGAACUAGCCGGGCCUCUGAGAUUCAGCCCUUACAGGGGACCAGUGAGAAUCAGGGAACUUCAGCACCCUGCACAGCAAGGCAUUCCCCAAGUGUGACUAACUCUGACCUGUCGGGAGAUGGGCCACCUCCCGAAGCAACAUCCCAGACCAACCCCGCUUCCCCUGUUGCAGGUCACUUCCCCAAGGAUGAUCAUGCUCAUCUUGCUGCAUCCUCUGUAGUGGAACACCUUCCCAAGGAUAGUCACCCUCAACCCACUACUAGCACACACUGAGACAAAGCCCUCUCAUUUUACAUGUUACAUAGAAGGAACUCUGGGCCUCUGUUAAGAAGUUCAGAACCUGGGACUCUAUUCAUCUUAAAGAUUAUAAUACAAUGCAACACAUGCUUUUAAAUGUUUAAAAUCAUUAACAUGAAAAUGCAUAUUAACUACAGUACAUAUUCGCAAGGAAAUUUAAUCUCGUUGAGAGAUUAUGGAAUGAAAAGAAAUAACAGAGAGAAUGCUCAGCUCUUUUGCUAAAGUUUGGUUAUGUCACAAGAUUUCUUUGCCAAGUCGUGAAGAAUUGAAACCAGCAGUUACGUUAGAGGAGGGAAAGUGUUUCAAGUUGUUUGCUGUUAUAAUUUAUCCCUUCUGUGAUCAGUUAUUUGAAUUUUGUUUCAUUUUUACUGAAAAAAAAAGGAAUAGGAUAUGAUGCAAUUAAUUUAUUUUUUCUCUUAAGGAGAAACAUCAUGACAGAAAAUGAUGUGAAAUACUAAAGAAGAAACCAGGUGAAAAUUAGUAACGUAGAAGUUCUUUUGUAAAAAAGAAUAUAAGAAAGGGAAAAAAGUCUCACCAGACACUUUGAAUAUGUUUAGCUAAUAUAUUUUUCUAGGUGGAUAGUGUAUAAAGUAAUAGUCAAAUUGUUGAGAAGUAAAGUUGCAGCAUUGGCUGCUGCAAGUUAAAUUGAGCUUUAAAAAACAUUAUUCUAUUUUAUUUUAUUUCUUUGGAAAUGGGCUUUAAGAAAGACCAGAAAUGAGGGAUUAUUUCAAAUAAACCAAUUCAGUAUGCUGUAGCUUAUUAGACAAGGGUUAUUAGGUAGGUUUCUAAUGUAAACUAGCCCUUCUCACUGUUUACAAAGGCCCUAAUUAACUGAUGCAAUUUCAAAAAAUUCAUCUAAUUUCCUAAGGGGUUCUUUAAUUAAGCAGUACUGUGGAGGCUAUUUAUAAAAGACAGUAGGAAAUUAAGUGCCUGGGGUGAGGUAAAAUUAGUAAGAAAUUAUUAUAUCAUGUUUUUUUGGGUGUUUGUGGAUACCUUCCCCACUCCCUUUGGUGGAGGGAGGGAAUAGGGAAUGAGGAGCAAAAAGGAAGGAAAUGAAAGUAACACAUUUCCCCCAACCUAGGGAAACAAAGUCACAGUACAUUUUUACAGUCUAGACAUAGUCAGACACUGGCAGGUUCAGACAUAGGUAUUUGCACCUUCAGACAUUCCCACCUCUCCUGCCAGAACUCAAGCUGAAUGAAUACCCCUAACCUAGAUUGCUGCUAGAGAGGCAGGCUAUAAAGCUAGCAGCCCGCCUUUGAGGGAGGAGGUGGAAGACACUGUUGUAAAUAAAAGUUAGCGAUGUUUGACGUUGGGCCUUUCUCACAGACAAAUCAGCCCUGAGUUCAGCACAGGAGUAUAGACAGAGAGAAGGAACAGACUUCAAAAUGACACAUUCCACCCUCUGGUCCUCUGGUGUAACUGUUAAGUCUGGGGGGGUCUUCCAUAACCUCCUGCCCAGGACUGCAUGGGAGGAGGGGGGAGUCUGCCCUUGAAUGUCUGGCUUCACAGUGAAACACAGCAUUAAAAGCUAAAUAACUGCAAGAAAUAGAACUAGCCACUAGUUAUUUUUGCACUUGAAAAAACGUACUGUACUGUAAAUGAUCAUGACUCAUUUUAAGUGACCUUUAAAAUCAGAUAUAUUUAUUGUGUUUAUAUAAUUAUGGAAAUGAAGAAAUAGGUGAUGGGCUGCCCCUCACCUCUGAAUGUACAGUUUGUGGACUGUCAUACUGUAGGAAGUCUAUAGCUUAUACUGUAUUCUGUGUUUACACUUCUGAUUUAUUCCUUUGAAACGCCUGCUGUUUUGGAAAUGCACCAUUGACAUGUUGGAAAAAUAAAAAUAAAUGCACAUUUUUAAAAUA
Molecule: messenger RNA, 4618 nt
Organism: Dromiciops gliroides (monito del monte)
Lineage: Eukaryota; Metazoa; Chordata; Mammalia; Microbiotheria; Microbiotheriidae
Gene: MFSD6
Product: major facilitator superfamily domain containing 6
Exons: 7
Coding region: 291-2732 (813 amino acids)
Biological process (GO): antigen processing and presentation of exogenous peptide antigen via MHC class I
Cellular component (GO): plasma membrane
Source: RefSeq, a predicted model, not a curated record